AUGUCGACUCUAACCAGAGCAUUUACCAAGCGCUCCAAGCGCAUUGAAGUAUCUUCGCCGAUGCCUUAUCGUGAGGGCCAGGUGAAGCUGGCGGCCGGUACAAUCAAAAGAGGCAAGAUCUCAGCACCAGUCGAACUUUUGUCGACUACGAAUAUGCUUGCCUACAAUGCGCCGGAUCUUCACUCAGCAUCCUCGUCCUCCACCUCGUCCUUACAAUCUCCCGACGAUUCAGAUCGGUCGUUCAGUCAGCACAGUUUCCCUUCACCGACCACUACACCUGCAGAUUCGCCAAUCGAACCGAAUCCGCUGUCAGGAUACUUUCCGAAACGGUCUGCAACUGUGACAAGCCAUCCGCGAUCCUCGUCAUCGACCACGUCCUCGAAUGACGCUCCGAUUAUUCCCAGGCGUGCGCUUUCUCACACCAAGCGAAACCACCAGGAGUUGGCGCGCCAGCGCUCCAUGAAGCGCAUGUCGCCUCCGUCUGACAUCAGUGGCAAUGUGGAGCGACCAGCUUACAAUGACUAUCAUACGGAACCUCACCCGUUCGGCAAAGAGUUAGAGCAAGUCAACGAAGUUGUCGAGGAAUUUGGUGGCGCCCCUCUAUUUGACGAGGAAGAACAGAUUCUGCAUAGAAAAGGUCUUAAGAAGUACUCGGUGAACGACUAUCUUGUGGAGAUUGAAGACCUUUAUGGCAGCAUUUUUAACGAUCGGCUGGGUCCGAUCGCUUCCACAUCCUGGCUUUGA
Molecule: messenger RNA, 744 nt
Organism: Aspergillus mulundensis
Lineage: Eukaryota; Fungi; Ascomycota; Eurotiomycetes; Eurotiales; Aspergillaceae
Exons: 1
Coding region: 1-744 (247 amino acids)
Source: RefSeq, a predicted model, not a curated record